CUGGCUUUUAUUGCAAAUUUUAUUUUCAUAAUUCAGCAGAAUUUGCAUUUUUAAGCAAAAAAGGAGUCGGAUUCUGCGUCCGAAUCUAAACUACCGAGCAGCCAACUAGUGUGAGCAGCUUAUGACCAUCAUCAGUAUUACGUAUCGACAAACAAAUCCCAGUGACCCGUUACCACCCGAAAUCCAAUGUCGGCGUCACAACGCGGCGGUUGCAACAACAAAUGAAUCGUUCUGUUCUGAGUCAAUAAAGUGCACGCUGUGUGAGUCGUCAACAUCAAUGCGCCACUAGCGAAGAUCAGGUGAAGGUGGCGCCAUGUCCAGUUCGGUGUUUACGGAGGCGCCCAGCGCCCGGCCGGCGGCAGCCGAUGCCGACUCCAAUCUAGUAGUGGUCUACAGCAAGAAUGGAGUCUCUUUCGACGAACGUGCCAUUGGAAACCUAAUGGAGGAAAAAUCGAUCUCUACCAUCAGCGUAGUGCGUCUCACCUCGCCCACGCCCAGUAUGAUGGAUCAAGAGGAAGCCGAGCGAUUGGAGGAGCUAGCGAACUUCAUGGACACCGCCACGGACUCAGAACUGGACAGCGACAACGGCAGCCAAAGUGAUGGAGAGGAUGCCAGCGAUGCAGACGCCCAAGACGAGGAGAAUCAAAACACCGGCGAGGAGAAUAAUGGUGACUCCACUGACACGGAAACUGAUACUCCGCGCACCCGAAGGCGACCUGGCCGAAAGCCCAAGAUUAUCAAAAAACGGAAACGACGUAGACCAAAGGAGCGACCUCAAAUCGUGGGCCUGCGGGUGGAACAGUUUUAUGCGGAUAGCACGGCUGAUAUGGUUGUGAAAAAUGCACUGAAGCUUGCCGGAGUUUCCAUAUACAAGAGGACUGCUGAGACAGACGCACUGAUGGAAGUUAUCCGUAACGACCACAACUACACACCGUUUACCUCGCCAGAGCAGCUAAAGAACCAUAAGCGAGCCGAGAAGAUGGAUAUGGAAGCGCAAUCCCAAAGCAGGAAGAUCAUUAUGCAGGCACCGGGUAGCAUAAAACUAAUCAAUGCCAAAAAGCGGGUCCAGGCCAUUCCCUUCAGUCCUCUGCAGGUUAAGGUGCAGCGACUGCCUGUCAAGCCCCACCAAGUUCAGCAACCGGUGCAGCUGCAAUCCAAGGUUCAGCUAAUCCGAAAGCCCAUCCAUUCGCCACUGCCAAGACAGAAACCAGAGAUUAUUGCGAGCAACAUGGUAAAUGUCAGACCCAGACCAAGCCGCGCUCCCAUCAAGGUUAUUGCUCCAGUGCAUGACCACAUCGAAGACGAUGACGACGCUCAAAGCUCAGAUCCCGCUGACGAAGACAAUGCCGACAAGUCCUAUGAUACGGAGGAAAUGAGCGAGGAAAGCGACGACUUCCAAGAAUCGGACAAUGACAGGGACAGUGACAUGGAUUUCGAUAUGAGACACAGCGGUGGCCGCAACAAACGCAAGCGGGUGAAAAAGGUGGUCAGGCAUUCCAAACCAUCAAAACCAUUGCCAAUGCCGCCAUCAACAACCCAGCACUUCCCCGACCUAAAGAAACGAAAGGAAAUUGUGGAACAGAAGGCACCGCAAAUUGGUCAAAUCAUUCAGUUGCCUACGAAGGCAGCGCCCACAGUUAUUGCCCUGGGCAGGGGUCUUCCCAGCACCUCGUUUCUUAAGACCCGACCUUCACAUAAAACGCUACCUGUCAAAAAACCUCCACUGCCAGCGACACCAUCAAAUCCCAAUGUCCGCCGUGUCCCUUCAGUUCAUUUGGGAAGGAUCAUAAACUCACCACAGGAUGUCAAGGAGAUUAUUAUUAACAAGAACAUGGCCAGCCCAAAAGGCGUCUUUACCAACCUCAAUAGCCUGCUGGGCGAGAACAACAAUGCAACCAUAAAAUCUUCCCCUGAUUCUCUUAGGCACCGGGCCGUCAUGUCGCCCAGCACUCCGAAAUCGAGCUACACCCAACACCUGCCGCCCAUUGUAGUUCCAGUUCCGGCGCAAGCCCCAACACCUUCAAAAGGAUUUAUGCCCAUCGGCGUGGAUACGGCGCAAUCGCAUAAGUUGCCUGCCCAAAUUGUGAUCGAAACUCACCAGAGUUCUUCGGAGCUGGCAGCCGAGAAUGACAAGCAGCUUGAUCUGAUAAAUUCAAUUGUCCAGGAUGAACUUAUGAAAACCACGCUUGUGGACCAGCCGACAGUGAAUGCGGACGAGGAUAUUCCUAAACUCGUGAAAAUGCUGGAGAGCACAGCGGCGGAUCUAGGUCCUGCACCAGUUUCCUUCCCCACUCAGAACCUUGUCCCUUCAGAUUUGCCGGGAGUAGAAAAUCCAUCUGUGGUAGAUAUUGACAUUAUGGCGGCGGCUGACGAGGAUGAGAUUACGGCAGAUUUUCUCCAGCACGUGGUGGGUCUUAUCGAGGAGGACAAACAAUUUGAGGCCGAGGUGGUGAAACAAGUGCUGGCCAGCACAGAGCCCGGAACCUUGGAUGCCAUCGCGUCAUUGCCUAUGGCCGUACAUCCUGUAGUAUUGCCCCAAGCACUUACUAUUCAGGCACAAGCCAAUCUGGCGCCUCCUGCAGUUGUUGCUGAGUCCGCGCAAUCGAUGACCUCAUUGCCCAUUGCCUGCAGUACACCAUCGAGGAGCUUGGCUACCCCUUUGCCUACCUCAGCAAAGGUUGUGCGUGGCAACGGUCGGGUGAUUUACCUGCCUCCAAUUGAAGCACCCACCACGCGUGCUAAGCGCCGAGCACAGUUUCCUGCAAGUUCAGAUAUAGCCUCAGCUAGCUCAGGGGAUCUGGGUAACCUAUCCUUUGGUGAAUCGACACUGGAUACAAGCAUUAAUCAGCUAGCUAAUAGUAGCAGUCUGAGCAAUGACAGCCAGUCGGGAAUUGGACCAAAGCGACCCAAUCCGAGAGAGCCUUCGCUAGCCAGGCGUUCAACUGUGCCAAGAAGAUCAAAAAAGCUUAACACGAGUCAAAACAAUGAUCCCGAUGCUUCUGAAUCUCAGGAGGAUGACGACGACCCCAAUAAGCUCUGGUGUAUUUGUCGGCAGCCGCACAACAAUCGUUUUAUGAUUUGCUGCGAUUUGUGCGAAGAUUGGUUCCACGGCACAUGUGUGGGGGUGACCAAGGCAAUGGGCACAGAAAUGGAAAACAAGGGCGUUGACUGGAAGUGCCCCAAAUGCGUUAAAAAGCAGGAAGAAAAGAACCAACCGCGGAUAACAGAAAUGUUGGUUAGCAGAACAUCCGCACUAACUGAGGAAAAGCCAAAUGAAACCAAAGUAAUAACAUCGUCAGCGGAAUUAGUUCAGUUGACGAGUCCUUUAGCUCCUAAAAGAACACUGCCGGUGGGUGUUACUGUGUCCAGUUCACCAAUUCGGAUUCCCAUGAUAAAGCCGGCAAAGAAAUUUCCAACGAGUAGUACCCCUUACCAACAGCAGCAAUUAAACUUUAUCAAAUUGGGUCCAUCAUCUGGUAACCGCAUUUCGGAUACGGCAUGUGUUGUCUGCAAGCGGCCGGCAAACUCCAAUUCAGUUUAUUGUAGUGAAGAGUGCAUACGAAAGUAUGCCCAAAACGCAAUACACUCACACACAGCGACCAAGGGUCCUGAUAGCCCGUUGCCACACAAUGCCGGCAUCCAAUCUCCACUGAACAACUCCCUGGAAGCCAAAAAAUUUAAGAAGAAGGAUUUAUUCGAGGAUGUUCUUAGACAGGCGGACUCGGUAUCAAAAGUGGAACGGAUAAAUGUAUUUGAGCGCAGAACUGGUCGAGUAAUCACUGGUCACUUGGCACCUCCAGCGCAUCAGUUCAAGAAAUGGCUUCAAGAGAAUCCCACCUUCGAGGUUCUACCCUUGGGAACCAUUCAUUCAAUAGACACAGAGAAACGUCAGCUGAAGAGGGCACCCGAGGCAUCUUCCGUAUCCGAGUCGAUUACACAAAUACCCGCAAAAAAACCACUUGAUGCUGUAACUAAGGCUUCCCAACCAACUGCAAUUCAGGUUAGUCCCUUGGUGAACUCUUCCAUGCGUCCCCUGCUUAAAAAAGAUAAGGAGAAAGAGAAGCCUUCACCUGCAGCACAGACGGCAGCCCCUAGUCGAAGCGCAGGCAAACCAGAACCAGUUCGCAUUGGCAUCCGCCGGUCCCUCAGAGAACAACUGCUAGCUCGAAUUAAGGAGGCUCAGGCUGUAGAGCAGACCUCAAGUAAUACCACAACUCAGUGGCUGACGGUAUUUGAGGUGGAUCAGUUCGUUAAGAACGUGGAAUUGGAAAUGUUUAACUCCUUUGGGCGAGACGUAGGAGCCAAGUACAAGGCCAAGUAUCGGUCACUUAUGUUUAACAUAAAGGAUCGAAAAAACCGGACACUCUUCGAAAAGAUUUGUGCCAAGCAGGUGGAGCCCAAGCAGCUUGUAAGAAUGACACCUGAGGAGCUAGCCAGUCAAGAACUGGCCAAAUGGCGGGAGGAGGAGAAUCGACACCAGUUAGAUAUGAUCAAGAAAUCCGAGCUGGAUAUGUUGUCAUGUGCCCAAAAUUAUGUAGUUAAAACCCACAAGGGUGAAGAUGUGAUUCCUACUAAGGUUGACGUUAAGCUGCCGGAAGAAGACAAUUCAUCCACUGUUGAUACAAAACAGACGUCUUUUGUAAAUGAACCGGAAGUCUCAGUACUGGAACGUUCCACCUCCAGGGAGAAGUCCUCGUCAUCCAAGGAGAAGCGCCACAAAACUCACAAGCAUCACCACCGAAAGCGGAGUCGCAGUCGUUCCAAUAGUCGGGGUCGAAACCUCGAGAAGCGCCAUCGCAGGCACCACAAUGAGGAAGAUUCAGGUGGACGAGAUCGUGAGCAUCGGUCCCGCGAGAAACAGAGCAGGGAACGAGAUGAGGUUGUCCCCUCGCCCUUGCCCAAAAAGAGGGAAGAAAACGAUCAAUCGCCAGUGCCCAAAAAAAUUGUUGAAAAGAAAGCAGAUCAGAGUGCCUAUAACCUGAUUGAUCAAAUUUUAGAAUCUGAGAAAACAGUUGAGCAAGCGGCGAAUCUGGGAAAACCGAAACCUUCGCCGAAACCGCUUCCAACGCUACCAAGUUUAAGAGCCACCGAGCCUAUGGACAACUACUCUCGCUAUGUACAAGGCCUGACCACAAAAUCAUUAUGGACCGGCACUCUUAAGAUGAUCGACGUGACUGAUUUCGACAUGGUAAUGCAUCCCGUUCAGGGUAAUUGCCACCAACUAGGUAACCUAAUGCCUAGCCAAAUGGAUGUAAUCGGUCGCAUUACCCGCGUAAAUGUCUGGGAGUACAUCAAAAAGCUGAAAAAGAGUCCAACAAAGGAAGUUGUCAUAGUAAAUAUAUUUCCCGCAUCACCCAGCGAGACGGUUAAGUUUGAUCUCUUUUUCGACUACCUCGACUCCCGUCAACGACUGGGAGUUAUGGGGGUGGACUCCGAUCAGAUUCGGGACUUUUAUAUAUUCCCAUUAGGCGCCGAAGAUCAGUUACCACCAGCGCUGCAGACCGUGGAGCAAAUUCCCUUCUACGAGGACACCCAGAGACCCAACACGCUUCUUGGGAUUAUCGUGCGCUGUUUGACAAAGCGACCUAUAGAUUCUCUGCCAACCACUCCAUCAGUGCCUUCUCCGGUUCCCACUGCAAAUAGCAAAAUGGCAAAGAAAUCUCGCAGCACCGCUAUGUUCAUGCCUCAAGGUAGCCCCAAACGCAAGGCAAGCACCCAUUCCACCAGCUCCAAGGACGACGAGUUCGAUAUUGAUGCUAUCAUCAAGGCGCCUAUUGCCAAGCUACAAAAGACUCUACCAAAACCAGCGCCCCUGCCACCGGUGCUUAACGAUGCCGAUGAACCCUACUCUCCUGGGGGCUCCGACGACGAAUUAGUACCAAUAGCUUCAAGAAUCCCAAACGAUCUUGAGCGGCAGGUGAAUGAAAUCAACAAACAAAUUGCCGCGCAACAGAUGGAAAUUGCCGGCCUCCUCAAAGUGGAGCCCUCGGGAUCCUCGUCCUCUUCGAAUGUUUUAGCUGGCAUAUCGAUUCCACCAAAUCUUUCGAAAAUCCUGGCUAGCAUUAAGGACAAGCCCGAGCAGUGUUCUAAGACUGGUGAAGACAGCGAGGAGUACAAUCCCGAGGAAGCAAUCACCAGCUCAUUUGCAGCGAAGCCGAAGAGCAAAGGACGUUUGGCGCAUCUAAGUGAAGCUGAGCUUCUUAGCAUGGUGCCGGACAAUUUGGCUGCCGUGAUACCCAGCUCGUCAAAGACCCGCCACCAGCAUCAUCCGCCGCCGCUUCCACCACCGCCACCACCUCCUCCGGGUGUUUAGGAACCUCACCUGGAAGUAGACUAACCCGCGCGCUAAUCCCUUUAAUCGUUAUUAGUUUCUGAAUGAAAUUCACAACACUUGAUUUGAAAUUGUCUCUCGCCCCUCAUAUUGUACAUUCUCAUUCAGCUAAUUCAAUACCAUCUAUGUAUUAUAUCUGGCCAAUCGGAACUAUUUAGUUAUCUAACCUUCACAACUACAUCCCACCCCUCCCCGCAAUCGAACAGGAUCGUGUUUCGCAUAGCAAUUCAAGUUAGGAAUCUGUUUUUACAUUAUACUAUUUCAAAUCCUGUACAUUUCCUCGAAAUAAAAAGUGCUACGUAACAUUUGUUUUAGAGA
Molecule: messenger RNA, 6649 nt
Organism: Drosophila eugracilis
Lineage: Eukaryota; Metazoa; Arthropoda; Insecta; Diptera; Drosophilidae
Gene: pps
Product: death-inducer obliterator 1
Biological process (GO): DNA-templated transcription
Cellular component (GO): nucleus
Molecular function (GO): protein binding
Source: RefSeq, a predicted model, not a curated record